AUGGAGACUGAAAGAAGAGGAGAAUACGAGAAUCAUAACAUUGCGUCGUUCGAGACAAUUAGACAAUUGGUCAAAUCACAGAGAAUUAUUCGUGAGAGAUUGAGAAAAUAUGACGGAGCACCACACGUUGGGAGAAUCAGGGUGGGAAGCGGAGAACACAAGACAAUUGAAUACACGAAGAAACCGCUGUUUCCCAUAGAGGAUCCCGAAAGUCCGUUUAUCGAAAACAACAUGUGUACUCCGACAACCGAAUAUGCGCGUAAAGAAAUGUUUUUAUCGACGUAUCCCCGGACGGUGCCAUCGCUGGCAAUGAUAUCAUCAAAUUCCUCCUCGUCCAAGAGCACGCCGUUGGGUUUACCGAUAACGACCAAGUCACCACCGUCAAUAUCACAACCGCAUAAUCCAUUAGCGUUGCUGCCAAAAUCUUUAUCAUAUCCCCAUAAUUCACUAGCACCGAUGGCAAAAUUUUCAUCACAUGCCCAUAAUUCACUUACAUCGUUGCCAAAAUCCCCAUCGCCGCUCCCUGAGUCAACAUCAUUGGCUAAACCUACCCUAUCACACCACGUAAAGCCAUCUUGCUUACGAGCAACUCCGUCAAUAGUCAAGAGCAAUUCUGUGUCUUCCCAGCAAUCUGUCUUUGCAAAUCUGCGUGCUCAACGCCAAUCACCUUUUCCGCUUCAUGAUAAGGUCCAAGAUUGGCUCGCUUCUCUUCCUCAAACGUUCCCGGCUCCCGACGCAAAGUCCGAAGCGGAUGAUGAUGCCUCACCAGACGGCAUACCGUCGGAUGGAUAUUCAGGUUCCGCAGAAGCUUCACAGAAUGAAGCUGAUACUGGGAAUGCGCGAACACUGAGUGAUCUAGUUGCCCAUAUCCAAGCAAAAAGUACAGCCACAGAUCAAGAGGAUGACCCGACAGACCGGCAGCGUCAUCAGCAAGACCUGGAUAUUGUCCACAAUGCCGUCAACGACUUUCGUGCGCGUGAAGAGACAUUGAACAAAAAGCAAAAGAAAAUCGAAGACCUUCUUAGAUCUGUUUCUGGAAAGGGCAAGUCAAAAGAUAAGAUUUCUAUAAUAUGUCAGUCAGGUGAUAAGCCCGCCUUAUCGCAGUCAAAAAGUAUCGAUUCGCUAUCCAAUGAAUUAGCUGCAGCUUUGGAGGCAUUACAAAACGUCGAAAAGUUCCUGUCUAAUAAGGAGAAAAGGUUGAACGAGACAUGGGAUCUUGCAAAGCAAAUGCUCAACAGGCGGUCAGAUAUGGUUGCGUGGGAGGAAAGGUUAAGGAAAAACCAAGAAAUUGUUAAUAAGAUGAUUGAAAGGAAAAAGACUGAAGAGAACAAUAUGACUGCUGGCAACGAUGACAAUGGUGGCGAUGAUUGUGAGGAUGACGCGACAAAGGGAAAAGACGCAAGUUACUACAAUAACAGCGCGUCAUCAUCUCGGUCAUCCUCUUCUCCAUACCAUUCGGCUCAAGAAAAUUUUAUUUAA
Messenger RNA from Paraglomus occultum, 1479 nucleotides. NCBI's taxonomy places the organism in Eukaryota, Fungi, Glomeromycota, Glomeromycetes, Paraglomerales, Paraglomeraceae. The record is from the annotation of a GenBank genome assembly.